GCCUGUGCUGAAAAAGAAGAAGACUACUGGGACUCUGUACUCUGGAGUGAUGAGACCAAGAUAAAUGUUUUUGGAAUGGAUGGCUUUAAAACUGUAUGAUGUCGCAAAGGUGAGGAGUACAUAGAAAAAUGCAUUGUGCCUACAGUGAAACAUGGUGGUGGCAAUGCCCGGUAGGCCUUUAUGAAUGUUGCUGGUGUCGAAGGCCUGCAUUUCAUUGAUAGUAUCAUAAAUUCACAGAUGUACUUCUCUAUAUUGAAAGAGAAGUUUUCCAACAUGACAAUGAUCCAAAACACAAAAAAUCUAAGGCCACUGCUGCAGUUCUGA
Staurois parvus is the source of this 324-nucleotide messenger RNA. Lineage: Eukaryota; Metazoa; Chordata; Amphibia; Anura; Ranidae. The record is from the annotation of a GenBank genome assembly.